Molecule: messenger RNA, 6348 nt
Organism: Cydia pomonella (codling moth)
Lineage: Eukaryota; Metazoa; Arthropoda; Insecta; Lepidoptera; Tortricidae
Exons: 19
Coding region: 151-2643 (830 amino acids)
Source: RefSeq, a predicted model, not a curated record
UGGACACACUGGACAGUUGAAUUUUACUGCACUCUACAGCCUGUCAUUAGUUAAUUUAAUUUAUAUUUAAUAUAGUUAUUAUAGUUUAGUCUACUGCUUGAAUAUAUUCUACAAUAAAAUUGUGUUUUCAUCGUUUUACGUGUAGUAUCUAUGAGUAAGAUGGAAGUGGAUGGUGUGGAGAACUGUAAGAGUAAUAGUUGUAGCAAUAUAUCAGAUGGAGGAAAGUAUGCAAAUGCAAAGGCAUUCGUGGAUGCUGCACGCCAAUAUGAGACCACGCAUAGCGAGGUGUCUGUUAGUUUAAUGAACAGAUAUUUAAACCUGUUAGCAUCGACGUGUGAUUUAUCAAUAUUCGCUCCCGGGAGGUCGGAGGUGUGCGCCCUGUUCAGUUCGCUGUGGCGCGUGAUGCGGGAUCCGGGCGGGCCGCACUGGGCCGGCGUCGCUUUGCUGUCCCGGGCUUGUAUGGAGCCGAGCGCACGGCUUGCGCUCACGCACACUUACAAAUUCAUGCCAAUAUUGACUCAGUUAUUAUCUGAUUCUAUUUCAAAUGACAAGAAAAUCAAGUUGCUGUUGGUAAUGCAGGACAUAUCCUAUGGUAUUACAAUAAGUUGGCAGGAGUCAUACCUCCUUGUGCUCAUGAAGCAGUUAACAGACUGGAUCACAUCCCCAUGCAAUGACACCCAGGAACAACUGAUCAGGCACAGGUCCCUGGCAGUGUUGGCCAACAUCUGCUCUGGAAACUUACCCGCUGUAUAUGCUUUGAUGAGGAUCAUAGAUACUAAGAAAUUUCUUACGCAUCUUAUGAGUUUAAAGGACUGCUGCAUCGGAGGGGCUGACCUGUGCCGACUGCUGCUGAGCCUGUCAGCGGCGACGCGCGGCGCGAGCGCCGUGCGCCAGACCAACAUCAACAACUACAUGUCGUGCUGCGUGCUCACCUUCACCAAGUCGGUCGCAGAUAAGGACUCGACUCAACUGCUGCAGGCGUAUACCCUGAUGAACGAACUGUGCCAAGACAUCAACCUGAGGAACCUCGUCGCCAGCGCGCCCGACUUCUGCCUCGAGGACACCUUGAAGAACUUGGUGGAGUUUUGCAACGCACCUAACGAAGCAUUAGAGCCUGAGCAAGUCACUGACGUUGUCCGAAAUGCUUUAAAGUUUCUAGAACUCUUAGUUAAUUUAGAUAUAUAUCCGUUUCGCAAAAACCACUGUAAAAUACUUUGUCUGUGCUUGGCAGCGCAACAGUUGUGUCUGCCAGAGAGCUUUGAAUUAAUGUCGUCCAUCAUAUGUCUAUACAAAGAUGAAGGUCAACUACCUGAAGAGUUAACAUUGAUGAUUAGCGAGGGUUUACCAGGGCUUCUAGUGCCACCAUCGCUAGAACCAGGGAAAGCUGGGUUGCAAUGGUUGCAAGUGGUAGGUGCCCUGUGUGAGACGGGUUCGACGCAAGAACGAGUUUUGAGGGCUGUGUCGCCGAAGGCGUAUGAAAAGAUUCUAUACAGCGUUCUGCAGUAUUCUUCACAAAACGGGCCGGUGGGUCAGGAGCAGGGCCAACAGGCGGCCAUACUAGGCUGCAAUACGGCAUUGAUGCUGGCGCCGCUACUGCAGGCAUGGGGCGCCGCGCUCAAGAGUUUCCUCCGGAACAACCAGGUGCGGAAAAUGCUAUCGACGGGUCUGCGCAACGGAACGCGGCGGCUUGAAAUACUGAAGCUGAUUAGGCACCACCUUUUCCCUUGUGAUCUAAUGUAUGAGGUUUUCGGGGAGUAUCCGAAGCAGUCCGAGGGCUACGUGUCGCCGCGCGCCGUGGAGUCGGACGAGGCCUGGCAGUCGGCGCCGUGCUUCGCGCCGAUCCAGGAGCACGCGGUCGACGCUCUGGUGCGCCAGCUCACAGAAGCUCUUCACAAAAACAAGGUAUCUGAUAUUGCCACAUCAAGUGUAAUGGAAUUGUACGGAUACAAAAUGGCAUGUUUGGAACAAAGGCUGCAUUCACAAACCGUAGCACUUCAGGGAGCGAGUGAACACAUAGCUUCCCUACAACAUUCUCUAGCGCUGUUUCAAGCAACCGAUACGUCUCAGCAAGAUGUGUUGUACACUACACAGAUGCAAAAUGAAAAAUUAAAAACGACGAUCAAGAAUCUGCUCAAACAAUUAGAGAAUGCCGAGAGCGCCAUUCGCGGGUACCAAGCUAAGGUCGCCUCGGAAAAAAUACUUAAUGAAAAUCAGAAAGAGAUAUUGCAGAAUGAAUUCAAAACCCAGCUCACCACUUUAGAAAAUGAAAUGAAAGCCACCGAAAAAGAAAACCAGGAAAAAUUAAAGACUGCUGAACAGGAAACCAAGGCAGUGCAGAAGUUACUGGACCAAGAGACGAGCAAGUGCAAUGAACUGGCGGCUGUGCUGAUACGGUUCGAAGAGCAAGUUAAGGCACAAGCCAAAGAGAUAGAAGAAGUUAAUGCACUUGAGCGAAGUCUUAAAAAAGAUAUAGAACUUAGAGAAUUGACAAUAAAGCAUCUAGAAAAGACGAUAUUCGAGCGCGAGAACCGGCUGUGCCGGCUGCACACGCAGGUCGAGGAGAUGAAGCGCGUGCAGGAGAUGAUAGCCAAGCUCACGUCCAAGAUCGCCAGCACUGUGUCCUCGGUCAAAAACCGCACAUAACACGGCAGGCCGCCAACGCGGUGCGAGGCUAACAAGACGCGGCUUGAUGCGCUACUACUAAUAAAAAAUAAACAAAAUCACUUCAACACAUUACAAAAUUCUAUCUAUGGCAUUAUAAUGGCAUUUGGUGUGGUGAAAUCAGUACCACACGACUGCAUCUCCUGUAUUUUGUGGAAAGAGAUACAGUACGAAUAUUUUCGCAAACACGGCGAAGGGAAGUGUCAUCUUUAAUAGGAUGCCAAAGAGGGAGGUGACAUUCCAUUGUGAUCAUUUCAGAAUAGGGGAUUGGAUUGAUUAGUCAAAUUAGUUAUAGUUCGUAUUAUCCACCUGUGCGUCGAUUGUCAAAUCUAACCUUUAAUAACAGGACAAUAUGAGUCAGACCCGAAUCGUGAAUGACACGAUCACCUUUGAAAUGUCUUACAUUUACCAGUAUAAUGAAAUUUGUUUAAAAUACCAACUUACGACAAUAAGUUUUUAAUAGUCCAAUGAAUUUCUACAGUAUCCUUUGAAUAUACAAUAGUAGUUUAUGUGACUGCUACAUAAUAAAAGGCAUUAAAAUACACGAGUGUGGGUUGGCUCAGGAACGCUUCGGCCCCAGUUUCAUUUCGUCAUCUCCAUAAAUCGUCCACAGUGUUAUGUCGUCACCCUACAAUUCCUAAUUCGUAACCUUCCUAACUCGUCCACUUUCUUAUAUCGUCAAUACCCCAUUUUGUCUAAAUUCCUAUUUUGACCAUAGUGCCAACUCGUCCAAUAUCUGAUAUCGUCAAUAUACCAUUUUUGUCUACGUUCCUAUUUCGACCAAAGUGCCAACUCGUCCGCGUUCUUUUAUCGACCUAGGAUAAACGGUAAGGUAAAGUCUAAAGGCAGUGUUUCAAAAAAAAUAAACUGAAACAAAUAUUUUAAAAAUAUCUUCUUCAAUCUAAUCUGCUUGAUAUUUUUUUUUAAUAAUUACAGUCAUAUAAUAACGUGUUUAUUACAGAUUUAACAGUAUAAAGUACGACAUCUAACAUGUUUUAUUUUCACACUUUCAUUUUGACUUCGAAAAAAAUAUUUGACUGACUUUGACGACUCCGUCGAUUCUAAAACCAUAGCGAGCAUCCAAAAGUCCCAAGCCUAACUAUUACUAUGCUAUGUAGUUGACGAGUUGGCACUGUGGUCUAAAUAGGAAUGUUGACGAGUAAGCACUAUGGACGAAUUAGGAGUGUUGGCGAAUCGGCACUGUAGUCUAAUUAGGAAUAUAACCAAGUUACUACAGUGGCCCACGUAAGAAAGCGGGCGAGAUAAGAAAGUGACGAUAUAGGAAUGCUGGCGAAUCGGAACAGUAGACCAAAUGCGAAUGAGAACUACUUAAGAAGUUGACGAAAUGAAACUGAGGCCGAAGCGGUCCUGAGCCUGUGGGUUUAAGAAACGAACGAAGUGAGUUUCUAAAUAGGAUCACACGAGUGUUUUAAUGCCUAAUUAUAUGUACAGUUACAUACACAAUUUUAUCUACACGCAUAUUAUAAACUUUCUAUGAUAUAUUCACCAACCCAAAUCACAGCCAACGUUGCUCUCUUGGUGGAACUUGCGGAUAUGUGGUGGCGUCACCGAAAUAUUUUUAUCGCUCAUUUCACACGAAACUUUUGGUGAGAGUCAGAAUCGCGGGUGUACCUAAAUAAAAUCAAAUGAAAAGCAUACCAUAUUUUUGUACCUAAUUUGUACUAUUUAGUACCUCCUUUAAAAAAAAAUUGUACCUCACGGUACUUAAAGUUAUCACCAAAAAACAGGUCACCCGCCAUCCUGACAGUCAGAAUGGCGGGUGUACUUUAUUACGCUAUGUUCCCGUGGUUAUUGAUAAAUUCUAUAAAAGCCAAAUUUUUGUACCUUUUUUGUACCUUCAUAUUCAAUUAUAAUAUGAGUCAUUUUAUUUGUGCUUUCCAAGUUUUACUCAUUUUAUAUUUUGCUUGCUAUUACAAUCAUUUUUAAGACAUGAUUUUCUAAUUUAUUUGAACUUAACAGAUUAAACAUUAAAGGUACUAAAUCCUGGCGUAAUAAAAAUAAUUGUACCUUAGCGUUUUUUCUUAAAAAUUAAAUCGAUAACUUGAAAAAUUAUAACGCCUGCAAAAUUGUAAUAGCAAGCAAAAUAUAAAAUGAGUAAAACUUGGAAAGCACAAAUAAAAUGACUCAUAUUAUAAUUGAAUAUGAAGGUACAAAAAAGGUACAAAAAUUUGGCUUUUAUAGAAUUUAUCAAUAACCACGGGAACAUAGCAUAAUAAAGUUCACCUGCCAUUCUGACUGCCAGGAUGGCGGGUGACCUGUUUUUUGAUCAGAACUUUACGUACCGUGAGGUACAAUUUUUUUUAAACGAGGUACUAAAUAGUACAAAUUAGGUACAAAAAUAUGGUAUGCUUUUCAUUUGAUUUUAUUUAGGUACACCCGCGAUUCUGACUCUCACAACUUUUGCUAUAGUUACUUUAAAAACAACAAAACAAAUUCAUUUUGUACUUAAAACUAAUAAAGAUAAACUGUACGUCAAAUGGCGGUAAAUGAAAACUUUUUUCACGCAUCCGUAGUUUUUAUUUAAUUCAGAGAUAAAGUAAGAGUCUGGGGUCUAUUUCCGUAUAGGGACCGUGCGCGUUGGAGGGCCUGCCUUGUGGCCUGAAUCGGAACCAUAUACAUGUACAUUUGCACAUCAAGUGUUUUCUUGUGCAUGGUAGGUUCUGCCAUCCUGUGGGCUACAUCGGAACAAUAAACAUCACUUUUACGCUUCGCGCUAAAAAUCUGACUACUCCUGUGCUGCCUCCUACAGUUCAUGCACACUCCCUAUCAUUCGAUACAAACUAACAUGUGAGAUUUGUCAAAAUUCUAUGCAAUUGACAUUUCAUUUCGAACAAAAUUUCGACUGAUUUUAGAAUAGAGGUCAGAACGAAUUGUUUUUUUUGAGAGAUGUUCCAAAUUUGAAUGUAUAACUAAAUCGAUUUCGAUGUACGAGUAGUUAUGAAGCAAUAACAACAUUAUCACAGAUAAGAAAUUUGUUGUAACAAAACAGUUUAUCGUAAUGUUGGACAUUAUUUACGAUAUGUGUGUAGAUAAAAUUUGUGUAAGUCUGUGUGUUUGAUACUUGUGAAAUAUUUGAUUUUAUUUGCAAUCCGAUUCCCUAUCAUAUAAUUAUUCACUAAAUCAUAGUUUAGUUAUCUACUAACCCCCUUAUUAAUAAACGUCUACUAAAGUUACGAAGCCGCUAAUAAUCGUUUGUCCCUUUCCGACGUAUCGGUAUGAUGGAAAGGGACAAACGAUUAUUAGCGGCUUCGUAACUUUAGUAGACGUUUAUGAAUAAGGGGGUUAGUGCCUUGGGUAGUUUUUCUAAUUGGAGUAAAGUAUUUUGGAGUAAAGUAAAGUAUUUUCUAAUUGGAGUUAAUUAUCUCUGAGAAGGUUAAAAUGAUAAUACUUAUUAAUGCAAUUUAUUUAGAGUUAAUUAAUUAAUUAAUUGAGUUUGGUAUUAUCCUUUUCUGGCUGAUUUUUAGGAAUAAUGAAGACUAGAACUGGAAUUUUAUGUAGACUUAUUUUGUGAUAGAUUUUAAAAAUAUAUUUUAUUUGUGAAAUUAACCAUAAUGUAAAUUGAUCAAUAAUGUGCAUGAUAUGUAAUAGAAUAAGUUAUAAAAUUCUUUUUUUACCUUGCUAUAUACAUUUUAUUAAGUCUAGUCAAUAAAUUAUAUAAAGGCUUCA